AUGCAUGAAUUGGACAAACAGCUGCCACACUUUGAUUCAGACAAUCAACAUUUCCGGUGCUUUGCUCACAUUUUGAACCUUGGUGUACAAGAUUUAUUAAAGACCUUAGCAUUACACAGUGAAACUGACAAUAAGGGACAAGAACAGCAGUAUGAAGACAAUGAAGACGAAACUGAGGAAGAUGAAGAAUAUGCGCCAAAUAUUGCUGACUCACGUACAGCUAUAACAAAAUUACGCAGUAUUUCCAGUAAAAUAAAAAGAAGUGAGAUAUUGAAGAGGAAGUUUCAGUCUGCUUGUGAAGCAGCUGGCGUGCCAUCAAAUCUGAACCCCAUACUCGACUGUCCAACGAGAUGGAAUUCCACACAUGAUAUGAUUGGAUUUGGUUUAAAAGUGAGAACUGGCAUUAACAUAUUGUGCACUUCUGUCACUGAAUUGAAUGAUUUUCAAAUCACAGAUAGUGAAUGGCAAAUACUCGAAAAAAUACAUAAGUUUCUAAUAAACUUUAAACUUCUAUCAACGAAACUUGGUGGAGAAAAAUAUGUUACAUUACCGCUAGUCAUUGUAUCAUUCAAUCCCUUGCUCGAUAAAAUUGAAUCCAUGGUAAAACAAUUAGAUGAGAAACCUAAUCGAUCCGAAGUGGAUUAA
Parnassius mnemosyne (clouded apollo) is the source of this 645-nucleotide messenger RNA. NCBI's taxonomy places the organism in Eukaryota, Metazoa, Arthropoda, Insecta, Lepidoptera, Papilionidae. The record is from the annotation of a GenBank genome assembly.